AUGGAUCUUGCCAUAUCCGCCGUGACAGGCGAUCUCGCCGGCCGAUUCAUCUCUUUCCUGGUGAACAAAUUCUCGGAUCAUCUGUGCUCGGAAGAGAAGGUGGAGAGGCUGCAGCAGCUCCUGCUGAGAGUCCACACGGUCGUCGAGGAGGCCGACGGACGAUACAUCACCAACUCAUGUAUGCUCAUACAGCUGAAGACGCUGUCGGCAGCCAUGUACCAAGGGUAUCAUGUGUUGGACAACAUUAGGAACCGGCAGCAUAAGGAAUCUUGCAAGGAAUUGGUGAGCGAUUCAUUUACCUUAUCUGUUUAUGCACCUCUCAAACGUUCUCGCACUACAACCGCCGGCACUAGUUCUUCUUCUUCCAUAAGCAAGGCCUUUAGCUCAGCGCUACAGAACGCGCUGCAAAACCUGGAAACUACGGUCGCUAACAUGGUGGAGUUCGUGGUGCUUUUGGGCGGAUGCGAGCGCAUCUCCCGCAGACCCUACGACGCAUAUCUGCAUGUCGACAACUUCAUGUUCGGCCGGCACGUCGAGAAGCAGCAGAUCCUGGGCUUCUUGCUGCGACAUGACGAGCCAACUCGUCGUCCGGCGGUGCUGCCGGUCACCGGAUGUCGUGGAGUCGGGAAGAAAACUCUUGUUGCGCACGUAUGCGCCGACGAGAGGGUGCGUUCUUACUUCGCUAGUAUUUUGCACCUAAAAGGAGACGGUCUUUCCAGAAUCACUGACCAUGAAAGGCUGCCAGGGAGGACGUUGGUAGUUGUCGAGUUUGUUUCUGGUGUAGAUGGUGACGACUGGACAGAAUUUUAUUCAUCUGUCAGGAGCAUGGGCAGAGGAAGCAAGGUGAUAAUAUUCGGUCGAGACGAAAAGCUCGAGAAACUUGGAACCGUCAAGCCGAUUUCUGUGAACUGCCUACCGUUCGAGGAGUACAGGUACCUGUUCAAGACACUCGCACUCGGAAGCUCAGACCCUGCAGACCAUCCGCGAUUAGCUGCGAUAGUGGAGGAGUUCGCCAUUCUGGUGGGAGGAUCACUCAUCUCAGCAAACUUAAUUGCACAUGCAAUGAGAAUGAAACAAGAUGCCCAUUUCUGGCUUUGCAAAUUGAACAACGUCAGGAUCAUAUUCAAGCUGAACAUGUGUAGGUUUGGUCUCCAUCCAAAUGGGCUAUUCACACAAGGUCGUCCGGUACACCUCAUCAACGGCUACCGUUUGUCUCCUGGUGCUCCAUCGUGUGUUGUACCCUCUACUAGCAUUCCGAGCACUGUUUCGGUUAAGAAUUUGCCUAAAGUGAGAUGGGACUUCCUAGCAGAAGCGGAGCGUGUUGUUCCACCGAAGGGAGAUUUUGAGCUGACUUCAUGGGAGUCAAGGUUACCGCCUUACACUCGGUUUGUUCACCUGGUUCGGUAUGUUCCAAGUUGUGAGGACGAUAAGCCUGACACAUCAUUGUCAGGGAAGAAGCGUCCGGGUUUAUCUGUGUAGACUCAUGGCACAUAUGCCUACUUAGUUUGUAUUAGUAUCUUUUUAGAGCUUAUGGGUAAUGGUGUGCUAUUAUUGCUGUA
Molecule: messenger RNA, 1559 nt
Organism: Lolium rigidum
Lineage: Eukaryota; Viridiplantae; Streptophyta; Magnoliopsida; Poales; Poaceae
Exons: 1
Coding region: 1-1479 (492 amino acids)
Source: RefSeq, a predicted model, not a curated record